AUGUCGGCAAAAUCCUUAAAGAUAUUGGUGAGUGGAGAUGUUGAAGGAAAUUUUAAAGCUUUGUUCUCAAGGGUUUCAAACAUUGAGAAAAAGAAUGGGCCAUUUGAUCUUUUACUCUGUGUUGGUGAUUUCUUUGGAGAAAACAAUGAAGAAUGGAAUAAAUAUGUACAAAAAGAAUUAAAGGUGCCAAUCUCUGUGCUGAUUCUUGGAGCCAAUCAAGAGAGUCACUGUUCAUUCUAUCAGGAUAAAGAAGGAGCAGAAUUAUGCCACAAUAUUACAUAUCUUGGGAGACGAGGCAUGUACUCUGGCAGUUCAGGUCUUCAAAUUGCUUAUCUAAGUGGGACUGAAAAUGCCACUUGUGAUCAGAUUAGUUUCAGCCAAAAAGAUGUCAAUGAACUGAUUGAGUCGUCAACUAGAAUCCAACAGUUUAAAGGAGUAGACAUCCUCAUUACAUCACAAUGGGCAAAGGGAAUAGAAAAAUAUGCCUCUGGAGCGGAUUCUGUAGACUCCAACAAAUGUGGUUCAUCUCUCAUCUCCAAGCUUGCUCUGUGUUUGCGUCCAAGAUAUCAUUUUGUUGGUUUACAAGGUGUCUUUUAUGAAAGGCAACCAUACAGAAAUCACCAAGUUCUACAAGAGGCUGCCCAUCAUGUAACUCGAUAUAUUGGCUUAGCAAAAGUGAAUAAUGUUCACAAAAAAAAGUAUCUGUACGCAUUCAGUAUCACCCCAUUGACUGCAAUAGACUAUGCAGACUUAACCCACCAGCCACAGGAUGUCACUGAAUGCCCUUUUAAACUAUCAGAGAUGAACUUGCAAAAUACACUUGAUACAGAUUCACAGCAAUUCUUUUUUGACAUGCAACCAUCAAAGGACAAAGGUCAGAAACGACAAAAUGAUGAAGCAAGAAAUCAGAAAAAAAAACACAAACCAGUGCAACCUUCAGGCCCUUGCUGGUUUUGUCUUCGAGGGGAUAAGGUGGAAAAACAUCUGGUGGUUAGUGUUGGUGAAACGACCUAUCUUGCCCUGGCCAAAGGAGGUCUUGUACCUGAUCAUGUCCUUAUCCUUCCAAUUGGCCAUUAUCAAAGCACUGGGAAAGCUACUGUCUUUUUUGAACGAAAUUACAAAACAUCUCAUCUUCAAAUUCAGGUUGUACCUGUUCCAUCCGAGAAGGCUUCUAAUGUGAUUGAUGCCUUUCAGGACUUUGCUUUAGAAGAGACACUGGAUCUCAAUGAAAUUCCUAAACAUUCAGAUUUAAAACAGAUUGUACGUCUAGAAUCUCCUUAUUUCUUUGCUGAGGUGCCAACUGGAGAAAAACUUUUGUGUAGAAUAUCAAAAUUCUUUCCAUUGCAGUUUGGAAGGGAAGUGUUGUGCUCACCAAUGUUACUCAACAUCCCCGAGAGAGUUGAUUGGAGACAGUGUAACAUGAGUGAAGAUGAAGAGAAACAGAAUGCCAAGGAUUUUAAAAAGAUGUUCCGAGCUUUUGAUUUUAACUUUACAUAG
Molecule: messenger RNA, 1497 nt
Organism: Acanthosepion pharaonis
Lineage: Eukaryota; Metazoa; Mollusca; Cephalopoda; Sepiida; Sepiidae
Source: the annotation of a GenBank genome assembly